Cyprinus carpio (common carp) is the source of this 2323-nucleotide messenger RNA. RefSeq names its product zinc-alpha-2-glycoprotein-like. The transcript is spliced from 6 exons. Bases 18 to 1175 code for a protein of 385 amino acids. The record is from RefSeq and is a predicted model, not a curated record. NCBI's taxonomy places the organism in Eukaryota, Metazoa, Chordata, Actinopteri, Cypriniformes, Cyprinidae.
CAGAGUGCGCGUCUAAAAUGGCAAAAUGGCUCACACGUUCUCGUUUCUUUAUAUGCGUAUUAACGGUUUGGCUUAUUUCUCACCCUUGUCUAAGCGAUACGCAUCAAGAUAAACUAGAGAAGCAUUACCUGCACUACAUGUUUACAGCCCUGACCAAAGCAGAUCUAUUCCCAGACUUCACUGCUGUGGGUGUUGUUGAUGAUAGACUGAUCUUAGACUACAGUACUGAAGUUCCAGACUGGACAAGACUGAUUCUGACUGAAGAUGAUGGGAUUGAGACUCUUGUACAACAAUAUGACUCUAAAGAUUGGUACAAACAUCAGCUACACAUUCUGUCAAACUGCACAAAUUGUUCUGAGCUCCAUGCAUUUCAGAGACUAAUUGGUUGUGAAGUGGAGAAAUUUAAUGGAACAGUGACGAGUCUGAGAUUCUUUGAUGAAUAUGGAUUUGAUGGAGAGGAUUUUAUGACUUUUGAUUCUGACACUCUGCAGUGGAUUGAUAAAUGUCCCAAAGCCAAAGAAAUGAAAAAGUAUUGGGACCUUCAGACAGGACGAAACCAGUUCAUCAAGGAUUAUUUUGGGAAAUGCAUGGAAUGGAUCUUAAUAUUUAACAACACAUAUAAGAAUUCACCAGAGGUUUACAUCUCUGCAAGGAGAGAUCCUGACGAUCACAGUAAGCUGGAUCUGAGCUGUCUGGCCACUGGUUUCUACCCCAGAGAUAUUGAGAUGAACAUCAGAUUGAAUGAAUCUGUUCUUGACAACCAAACAUCUUCUGAAAUCAGACCAAAUGCUAAUGAAACGUUUCAGAUGAGAGUCAGUGUGAAGAUCGACAGAAACUCUGAAGGAUCUUAUGACUGUUUUGUCAUUCACAGCAGUCUGACAGAACCAGCUUCAGUAGCAUGGGAUGGAAAAUGCUCUACAUUUGAGACAGAAUCUCAGCAGACCUUUAUAGAAGUAAUACUUUCGGUUUUAGUUCUAUCUGUAGUUUCUGUCAUGCUCUGUUCUGUUGUGAUUCUUUGCCAGUGCAAGAAAGAAUCCAAUGAAUCUUUCCUCGCUCUGGGGAGAAAUCAUCAUCAUGAUUAUGGUGCAGUGAGUGAGCGGAUAGCGAUGGCGACAGAUGAAGCGUGUGCUGAUACGUCUGAUGAAGAGCUCAGUGUUGAUGAAUCUACAAACUAGACUGGAGUGUGAACAGGUGUUUCAUUUCUGUUCAUUCAGAAUGGACACUGUAUUCUAGUUAUCCAGCUCUGUUCAGAAAAAGGCUUAUUGUUUUCAGGGGUUUUUUUCUGUCAGCAUUUUCUAAUCUGAGUCAGCUCUUAUGACAGUUUCUGUUUAUGAUGUUGUUUAUGCUCACUUGAAGUAUGACGCUGCUUUUCACAUUUGAGAGAUUCUUGAAACAUUUCAUAUGGUCAAGAUUACAUGAUAUGUGCUACAUCAAACUCCGUUCUCUACUUGUUUGUAUUGUUUGUUUUUAUUUAGUUCAUUACUAAAAAGCUAAUCAAGAAUUAGUAUUUUCUAAUACUUAUUGCUAUUAGAUAUGAUAGUAUGCCAAACAAUGCCAUUUUUAUCACUGGAUAGUCUUUGCUACUAAUAAAGAUUAGCUUUUAUUAUCAUUUUUAUUUUGCUUCUUUCUUAGAAAAAAAUCUUCUCCAUUUACUGUAUAGUGCAAUACUUGAUCUACUGUAAGUAUUGUGAUUUUGUUUUAACUUUCAAUGGUCAUGAUUAAAGUCUAUUGUCUGAAUUGAAGUUGGAAUGUUUUUAAAUCCAGUCAGUAGACUAAUUUUUUUUUUUUUUUUUUUUUUUUUUUUAGUUUUUUAAGUAAAACAUGUUGUGUUGGUAAACAUGUAUUGAUCAAAUGUACAUCUAGAAUGCACUAUAAAGGCUGGAAUAAACUACAUGACUACUGCCCAGAUUUUUGUCCCAAUUUAAAGUCUGGAGAAGUCAGCGCUAGUUGCCUAAAGUCUGAUCCAGUUUGUAGAUUUGAGAUUUCAUAGAAAAUCACGUAGUGCAUGAUGGUCACAGACUGAUUUUUUAGCUUCAGACUCUGAUUCUAUCCAGUCGGAGGGUAUCAGAUAUGUUUGAUAUUUUCAGCCGAUUUUAGAGUGCACAUUGUUUUCACAUUUUUAUGUGAGUUUGAGAUCGGAACUUUAAAGUCUGUGUGAUCCUCAGAAGUUUAGUGUAUGAUGGCCAGUUUUAAAUGUUUGUAAGUUUGUGAAGACUAUAGCAAUUAUAAAAUCUGUUCAGAGCCUGAUAGAUGUAUACUAUAAAUGCCUAAUUAAACAAUGUGUUAAAUGUGCAAUAUUAAGAAAUAAAUGAGUCUUGACUAA